Messenger RNA from Lodderomyces beijingensis, 5475 nucleotides. The record is from the annotation of a GenBank genome assembly. Lineage: Eukaryota; Fungi; Ascomycota; Pichiomycetes; Serinales; Debaryomycetaceae.
AUGGACACGCCAACCUCGACAAGCACUCCUCCCCGGUCGUCGUCGCCGCAAGCCCUGGGUAGCCAGGGGACGCAGCACCAGCCUCUCAGGGAGCUGAAUGACAUUGGCAAACUCAUCAAAUCUGUUUCGGGAGGAGACCAGCCGCAAGAUAAGCAACCAAAGCACCGGCAUAACAUUCGCAAAAACGCCUUGUACUCGGAUGAAUCGCCCAAGAUAAUCGGCAACCCUUUGUCGUUCUAUAGCCAGUUUCUGGAUCCCAUGGAGUCACGGUAUCACUCUGACGAGGAAGAACAAGAGUCCAAUGCUGCAUACGACCCAGAGCUUGACAAUAAUAACAUUGUUUCCGAAUUGGAAGGGCCAAGGGGGCCACCGGGACCGGAACAGGGAUAUGGGCGACUGGCGCCUCAACCACCACACGAGGAUCUUCAGCACCAGGAGUCUGCUACGCUGCAGCAAAAUGGGUCUCAGCUGCACGAUGAAAACAAAGUCCCUUCUCCUGCUGCUGCUGCCUCUGAACAACAAGGCGCGAGGCGAAGCGAAACAUCAACACCAAGAACAAGAGUACCAUUUAGCCACACUCAAACAUUCACUAGCUUCCUUCCGUCCAUGUUCAGUAGACCCGGACAAAACCAGGACGAUACAGGAGCAGAGUUUUCCACUCCGACGCAAGAGCAGCCGCAGCAACAGCAACAGCAGCAUCAAUAUUUUGGUGAUGCAAAUAAGCAUGAGCCGAACCGGUACCAGAGGAUCAAGAACAAAUUGAGAUUGAGAAAACAGCGAGAAAGACGCAAGCCGAGUUACUUUGCCCACGAUGAGCUCCACGAUGAAACCGAAAAGGCGAGAAGAGACCGAGCUCUGAAGUUGAUAUCCAACUUGUCCUUGGGCGGCCCUGCUAUCAGCUUGAUGGGAGUUUGUCUUUUAGAGGACGAAAAGGGAAUAGCGAGAGCGCCGCUCUUGCUAGCCUUAUUGGGACUUCGAGUCUCUGAUGUGUCGUCUAGCGAUACAGUGGCAAACAGGAGAUUCCGCAUAGACUUGGAGUACGGCGUGGGCAUUGAAAGGAUGUCCUGGAGCAUCGAAAGAACAUCAAGGGAGUUGGCUAUGCUAUACUACCGGUUGAGGGUCCAAAACUGGUUAAAGGAUCUUCUGGGAAAGAAAAUCACGAUUCCAAAGUACCCCAUGCCGCCGAUGAAACGGUUGGAAAAGGGCAAGACAACGAGCAGUAGGCUCAAAAAUGUCAUUGGAGACUCGCAAUCACAAAGUCGCGUUCCCGCAAACACCAAUGCUAAUGCUAUUGAUAACGACAACGAGUCAGUCAACUCAAACAGGUCGGGAGUAUCGAGAUUGACGAGAGUUAGACUGUGCAUUGGCAGCAUCACCUCUGCUGUUUCGCGAGAUCGUCGCGAAAGAGACCACCUAAUCCAACUGGGGGGAGGAAACAGGAACCAGACGUAUGUCAAGGAAGUUGAAGUUUACUUGAACGAGCUAAGUGACUUGGUCGAUUUGGCUCCCCAAUCAAACAUUUUAUUUGCGUUUUUUGAGAUUUCGCCAUUGUCAGCCUUGUUGAGUUACGAGUCAGGAUACCAGGGCAAGCAAGGUGGAAUCCACAUAAGUGGCACAGCUAAAGGGCAAGGUUGGCGAGUAGGGCACUUUAAAGCAGAUGAUCUCAAAGGAAUGUAUGAUCGACGCCUGGACAAGUGGAUGCUUAUUAGACACAGCUAUAUCACCUAUGUUUCCAACAUCAACUCGACAACGCCCUUGGAAGUGUUUUUAGUGGACUCUGACUUGAAAAUCACCAGCAAGGGAACCCAGCUAUUGGAAGAUGACGGCAACGAUUUUGACGCCAACUCGGUCAAUCAAAAGGAUUUGCAAGAGAUUCAAAAGAAGGAGCAUUCGCAAAUAUUUGCCCAUUUGAAGAUAACCCUUGAGAACCGGGAGAGAAAACUUGUUAUCAACCCAAGAUCAAGGGACUAUGUGUCGUGGUUGGAUUCUCUCAAGCAGAUGCAGCACAAUACAGAGUGGAGCCAGAAACAUAGAUUCGACUCUUUUGCUCCCGAGAGAUCCAACUGUUUUGCCCAGUGGUUUGUUGACGGCAGAGACUAUUUCUGGGCGGUUUCAUCUGCCAUGGAAAUGGCUAAGCAAACUAUAUUCAUUCACGAUUGGUGGCUCUCACCAGAGCUUUAUUUAAGAAGACCCGCCAACGGGAACCAGCAGUACAGAAUCGACCGGCUUUUGCAAAGAAAAGCCAAAGAGGGUGUCAAGAUAUACGUGAUCAUCUACCGUAACGUGGGCACGACUGUGGCCACUGACUCGUUGUACACCAAACACUCGCUCUUGUCGCUAGACGAGGAAAACAUUCAUGUGAUAAGGUCCCCCAACCAGCUCUUGCAAAACACUUAUUUCUGGGCACAUCAUGAAAAACUCUGCAUAGUGGAUCAGACGUAUGCAUUUUUGGGAGGAAUCGACUUGUGCUACGGAAGAUAUGACACCCCAGACCACGCCUUGACUGAUGAUUCGCACUUUGAUUUUGAGCACUUGAGCUCGGAAGAAGAACUAACAAAGGAAAAAUACCUCGAAUUCCAGACUUUCCCUGGUAAAGAUUAUUCUAAUCCUAGAGCAAAAGAUUUUUUCGAACUUGAAAAACCCUACCAGUCAAUGUACAACCGUCAAACCACCCCUAGAAUGCCCUGGCAUGAUAUACACAUGUCUUCGUAUGGCAAGAUAGCGCGAGAUUUGUCUAGACAUUUUGUCCAAAGAUGGAACUAUUUGAUUCGACAAAAGCGGCCCAGUCGUUUUACUCCCUUGUUGAUACCGCCUCCGGAUUUUCUUGAUGAAGAAGCCGAGAAGCAUGGUUUCCAAGGCAGCUGCAAUGUCCAGUUGUUGAGGUCAGCAGGGAAUUGGUCGUUGGGAUUGAAGGAGCACGAGCAAAGUAUCCAGAAUGCAUACUUGAAGUUGAUUGAAACCUCGGAGCAUUUUGUCUACAUUGAAAACCAAUUCUUUAUCACCUCGUGUGUGAUUGACGGGGUGGAGAUCAAAAACAAGAUCGGGGACGCCUUGGUAGAUAGAAUCAUCCGUGCGCACAGAGAGGGGACAAACUGGAAAGCAAUCGUCAUCAUUCCCUUGAUGCCUGGUUUUGAAGCGCAAGUCGAUCAACCAGAAGGCUCUUCCGUGAGAGUCAUUAUGCAGUGCCAGUACAUGUCCAUUUCGAGAGGUGAAUCUUCAAUUUAUGCGAAAUUACGAAUGCGCGGCAUCAACCCGGAGGACUAUAUUCAAUUCUUCUCUCUCAGGAAAUGGGGCAAGAUUGGUCCCAAGAGAACUUUGAUUACUGAACAGUUGUAUAUCCAUGCAAAGUGUAUGAUUGUUGAUGACACCUCAGUGAUUAUCGGGAGCGCCAAUAUAAAUGAGAGAUCCAUGAGGGGACUCCGAGACUCGGAGGUGGCGGCCGUGGUGCAAGAUCAGGAACGAAUCGACACAAAAAUGGACGGCAAGCCGUUCAAAGCGGCCAAAUUUGCUCAUUCGUUGAGGAUGAGAUUAAUGAGAGAACACCUUGGCAUUGCAUUGGACGUGUUGGACGUUGUCGAGCGCCGAUUCCAGAGAAUCCAGGAGUUUGCCGAGACCAGCGAAGGGUUGAAGCAUGCAACAACCAAAUUCACCGUACCGGAGUAUAGGCGUCUUUCCGCCAUGGUGGAGAUUGCCUCGCGGGAUGUGCUCAACCAACGCGAGGGAACUGAAAGGUGGAAGCGGUACUGCGAGCUCUCUCAAUUGGAUGAAGAAAUUGGCAAUUUUGAUUACGUAGAAGAACAAUCGGAUCUUCCUCCACCGUUGUUUUUGCCCAUUUCAUUCAACAACAGAACCGGUCCGUACGAAGCAAACAAGGGAGUUCGCGAUAAGAAGAAGCACUCGUAUGAUAACAGGGUGCAGAAUAGCGUUGAGCACAAGAGGGAUGUUUACGGAAACGGUAUCGACAAAUACCGCUCGACAUUGGCUGCCCAGGCCAGAGUCACCAGUGGGGAGUUUUUGAAAUCGUUGUCGUUGGAAGUGAUGGAGAGCAUGAGUCCCAAAACUGCAUUUAUACCUGAUGUUGAAAGCGUGAAACAGUUUUUGGAGUCGGACGAUUCACUCAUUGUAGAAGAUAUGGAUGAAGAGUCGCAGCGGAUAAUCAACGAAAGAAAUGAGGAGAGAUGGCUCUUGUUGAAAAAGAUUUCGUACUUGCAGAGAGUGGCCUCGAGAGAAGAGAAAUUUGCUGGCCACGAGAACAAAAAACGUUGCGAGGCUGGAUUAGAGCCAAACCCUUCGUCAUCGAAGGAGUUAUUUGAAGGCGACACAAGUGGAACAAACAUUGUCGAUGGGAUCACCUCUAGCGAUGGGGUUGGUUCAGAUUACGCAAAGGACAAGCUGCAGGCCACGGUAACGUUGACCGACUCUGCAGUCAAGGAACUCAUUGACGGGAUGAGUUUGCCAGAGGCAAAAGUGAGCAAUUAUGUGGACCCCUACGAUUUCGAAGAUCCGAUUGAUUCCGUGUUUUACGAAUAUGUUUGGAACGAGCACGCUAGGAGAAACACCGAGCUUUUCCGCAUGGUUUUCCACAGUCAGCCCGAUGACGCUGUCAGUAGAUGGUCCGAGUACACCAACUUUUCGAAAUUGCAGAGUUCUUUCAUGAAAGCGCAGGAUGCUGAUGCUUUUGCAAGGACUUUUAGCAACCCAAAGUCGGGGUCAGAUGAGAAUAAACUAGAAGCUCUGGAGAUGAAAUCGGCCAACAACGUGGUAAGAGAAACCCCGGACAGAGGUGCUGCAGAAGAACGACAAGCAAGAGGAGGAGGAGGAGCAGCAGAAGAAAUAGAGGAUUACGGGUUGUUGGGAAAAGUUCCCCCUAGCAAAGAGCACAGUAAAAGUACUGAAAACGCGGGCAAAAAGAGAAACAAGUUGGCGCGAAGGAUGAGUGCAAUUGCUGGCAACGUUGAGCAAAAAAUCGAUGAGCGAUUGGAAUCUUCUGAGUCCGAAGGUGAAGAAGAAGAAGAAGAAGUGGCAGAUGGCGCGAGAAGAAAUAGCUUGAUGGAUGAAAGGGACGAGGAGCCCGUUGCCAACGGUGGGCCGGAGGCGACUCCAAACGGGUUCAUUCCGACAAGCCAGCAGCUGCACCUUGGACAACCCGCGCUGGGGGAUGACACAACAACUGCUUUCAACAAUGUCGAGAAUGACUUCAGUACAACCGCGGUUGAAGAGAAGAUUGACCAGAGGAACUCUAGUAACGGCGAGCUGCAGCAGCACGUGAAGAAGAACAGAGGAGGGGCGUUUUUAACACGGAGAAAAAUCCAGAGCGGGGAAGCCGUCUACGAUAAGGCUACCGCGGAAAAGUUUUUGGACGCCAUCCAGGGACAUCUCGUGUACUUCCCCACUGAAUGGUUGAGCACGGAAUUGAAAAACAAUAACUGGUUCUACAACACUGAUAGGUUGCCGCCGAUGGAGAUUUACGAUUAG